This is a messenger RNA of Henningerozyma blattae CBS 6284, 2157 nucleotides long. RefSeq lists its product as uncharacterized. The record is from RefSeq and is a predicted model, not a curated record. Gene Ontology annotation, cellular component: fungal-type cell wall. The coding region runs from base 1 to 2157 and encodes 718 amino acids. The transcript has a single exon. Lineage: Eukaryota; Fungi; Ascomycota; Saccharomycetes; Saccharomycetales; Saccharomycetaceae. Gene Ontology annotation, biological process: flocculation.
AUGUUAACUAAAAUCAUUACUCUAUUUAUAUGGUGUUACACUAUUAGUGUAACAUCUGCAUCAGAUAUUACACAAAAGCUUUCUUUUUCAAAUUUAGCCAUUGUACCAGAAACUGCAUCGAAACUCCCUCAAGAAGGAUGGCAAACAUCUUUCGAUUUUUCUGUGUCUGAUCCUUCUGCUUUAUCCAAGGGAGAUAUAUUUACCAUAGAUCUGCCUCAUGUUUACCGUAUUAAAUUUGAAAAUGAUGCUGACUAUUUGACUGUUUUCCUUAAAGAUGGCACAGCUGCUUUCAAAUGCCAUGCAUCUCAGCAAGCUGCUUAUAAAUUUAAAGAUACUAUUUUAUCAUGCACUGUCGCUUCAGACCUAUCUUCCUAUUCUUCUGUUUCAGGGUCUAUUGAAUUUUCAAUUAGUUUUAGUAAUGGUGAUUCUUUAUAUCAAUAUGAAUUUGAAAAUGCUAAAUAUUUUAAAAGUGGUAAAAUGAACUUUCAAUUUGAUGAUUUAUCUGCUGAUGUUACCUUUGAUGCUACUGAAUUAACAGAUUUGCUAUACGCAGUUGGUCGUUCAACUUCAUAUGAUAGCGUGGAAAGUUAUUAUUUAGCAAUGCAAUGUAAGAAUGGUGCUAUUUCUGAAGGUUCGAUAGUAAUCAACUAUGAUAUUAAUGGCGAAGACUUUCAAUUAGACUGUCAAUCAGCUCAAGCUCGAUUAGCUAAAGACUUUAACGAUUGGUGGUUCCCCACCUCAGAAGGGGAAUCUAAUGCUAUUGAUGUCGUUUGUUAUGGGAGUAAUUUAAUGAUUAAUGUUGCUAAUGCUGAUCCUGAACAUAUGUUAUGGAUAAAUGCCCUUCAAAGCGUAAAAAAAGGUGUGAAUACAAUUGAUCAUGAUAUUACAAUGGAUUACACUUGUGUUGAUACCGUUGCAAGUAGUACUUAUUCGAUUGAAACAUCAACAACAAAACGUUUCGUCAUAUACCAGGGUAUAAAUUUUGCUACCGGCUCAGGUAGUACACUUGAUUUCAGUAGUGCUACACCUACUGUUGAUAUUACUUCUACCACUACCACUGGUUGGACCGGUCACUAUACCAGUACUUACUCUACUGGCGUUACCACAUUCACUGGGUCGGAUGGGAUACCCACCACUGCUACCACAUACUUUGUCGAAACUCCAAACGUUAAUACCGUAACUACCACUACCACUGGCUGGACCGGUCACUAUACCAGUACUUACUCUACUGGCGUUACCACAUUCACUGGGUCGGAUGGGAUACCCACCACUGCUACCACAUACUUUGUCGAAACUCCAAACGUUAAUACCGUAACUACCACUACCACUGGCUGGACCGGUCACUAUACCAGUACUUACUCUACUGGCGUUACCACAUUCACUGGGUCGGAUGGGAUACCUACCACUGCUACUACCUACUUUGUCGAAACUCCAGGCUUAGCAAAUUCAAUAAGUAACACUUUAUCUUCUAAUUCUUCAAAAAGUAUCAGUAUUCCAAGCUCAAGUCUCCCAGAGUCCAAGUAUACGACCAUUAUUACAACAUUUAAUAAUGUAACUAGCACUAUUAUUACAUGUAUCGAAUCUUCGUCAUCAAAAGGGACCGUUAGUUUUUCAAAAUCUUCACUCUCUUCUCGUUCUAUGUUUACUACCUCCAUUUCCAGUAUACCUGAAGCAAAUAUAUUGACAACUACUUCAUCAAUUACAACUGCUUCUGAAACUAAUUUAUACAGACCACCGGCUACUACCAUAUCUCCAGUAGUUUCUACAGUAAGCACUUUUUCUUCGUCAGAUAAACCCAGUUCAAGUUCAUCUCAAACUAUUGAUAUAAUAGUUUCCAAGACAACUUUUGUUACGAAUAGUAGAAUCUCUACCAAAACGACUUAUAUUGAAAGUUAUCAAUCUUCUUCGAGUGAUAUUGAAAUAACUACUCAACAAACUGAAACAAUGAGGAUUACUUCAACAGUUUCUUCACUUUCGAAAUCUAAAAUACCAAGUUUAUUAUUGAAUGUCAAUAAUAUGAUACCAAUUACAUCAUCGUCAAUAGUAACAGUUUCAACAAUUCCUCUUCAAGAAUACCAGGGACUAGGUUGCCAUAUUUCUAUUAAAAAUAAUAUAUUGGCUUUAGUAUUUACAUUUAUUUCAUUUAUUUCUUUUUAA